Molecule: messenger RNA, 2919 nt
Organism: Coturnix japonica (Japanese quail)
Lineage: Eukaryota; Metazoa; Chordata; Aves; Galliformes; Phasianidae
Gene: GLRA2
Product: glycine receptor alpha 2
Biological process (GO): monoatomic ion transmembrane transport; chloride transport
Cellular component (GO): plasma membrane; postsynaptic membrane
Molecular function (GO): glycine binding; transmembrane signaling receptor activity; extracellularly glycine-gated chloride channel activity
Source: RefSeq, a predicted model, not a curated record
UUCUUUUUUAUUUAUUUUUUUUUUUUUUUUUUUUUUUUUUCCCUUCACCCAAUAAAAGCAAGGUGGGGAAUAACCAGGUCUGAUGCUUUGUCUCUUUUGCGUUGGCUGCUGGAGAUGAGCCUAGGCUUGACCUGACCAUGAUUCCAAGGACUGGCAUUUCUUUUUUAUCCCCAGUUUGUAGAGAUCCAAACCUUCUUUUCCUGAUUGUCAAGAAAAAUAAAUUAUUGCUGAAUUUGGGAAUCUAGGCAGCACCAGCAUACUUUCUUCCUGCAUCUCUCUGGAAUCGUUUCUGGGAUAUUUUCCAAAUCAGCACAGAAAGCAGAAGGAAUGAACCGUCAGCUAGUGAAAAUUUUGACAACCUUAUUUGCAUUUUUCUUAGAGACAAACCACUUCAGGACGACUUUCUGUAAAGAACAUGAUUCAAGAUCUGGAAAAUCCCCCUCACAGACCCUGUCUCCUUCAGAUUUUUUGGACAAAUUGAUGGGAAGGACAUCGGGGUAUGAUGCUAGAAUCAGACCAAAUUUUAAAGGUCCUCCUGUAAAUGUUACCUGCAACAUAUUUAUCAACAGCUUUGGUUCAAUAGCAGAAACUACAAUGGACUACAGAGUGAACAUUUUUUUGAGACAGCAGUGGAACGAUUCACGCCUGGCUUACAGCGAAUAUCCUGAUGAUUCUCUGGAUUUGGAUCCCUCCAUGCUGGACUCUAUUUGGAAACCAGAUCUAUUCUUUGCCAAUGAAAAGGGAGCAAACUUCCACGAUGUCACAACAGACAAUAAGCUGCUACGAAUUUCUAAGACCGGAAAAGUGUUGUACAGUAUCAGGCUUACUUUAACCUUAUCAUGUCCCAUGGACUUGAAGAAUUUUCCUAUGGAUGUACAGACAUGCACAAUGCAACUAGAGAGCUUUGGCUACACUAUGAAUGAUCUAAUAUUUGAGUGGCAGAAAAAAGGAGCUGUACAAGUUGCUGAUGGGCUGACAUUGCCACAGUUUAUUUUGAAAGAAGAUAAAGAACUUGGUUAUUGCACAAAACAUUACAACACUGGAAAGUUUACAUGCAUUGAAGUCCGAUUUCACCUGGAGCGGCAGAUGGGUUACUAUUUCAUCCAGAUGUACAUCCCCAGCCUGCUCAUCGUCAUUCUCUCCUGGGUCUCCUUCUGGAUCAACAUGGAUGCAGCUCCAGCAAGAGUUGCACUGGGUAUCACUACAGUUUUGACAAUGACCACUCAAAGUUCAGGAUCAAGAGCUUCCCUUCCAAAAGUCUCCUACGUAAAAGCUAUUGACAUCUGGAUGGCCGUGUGCCUGCUGUUUGUCUUUUCUGCACUUCUGGAAUAUGCAGCAGUCAACUUCGUUUCACGGCAGCACAAGGAGUUUCUGAGACUUCGAAGAAGGCAAAGAAGACAAAACAAGGAAGAUGAGGUUGCUCGUGACAGUCGAUUCAAUUUUAGUGGCUACGGCAUGGGUCACUGUCUCCAAGUCAAAGACGGCACAGCAGUAAAGGCUACUCCCCCAAACCCACCUCCAGCACCACCAAAGGAUUCAGACUCCAUCAAAAAGAAGUUUGUUGACCGCGCAAAAAGGAUUGAUACAAUAUCCCGUGCUGCAUUCCCACUCGCCUUCCUCAUUUUCAACAUCUUUUACUGGAUUACAUACAAAAUUAUACGGCAUGAGGACAUUCAUAAGAAGUAGGAAACUGGUUUGCCAGGACUUGUCAGCCAAAGUGAUCCACAUGUAAAUAAACAGUGAAAUGUCUCUCUGUUAUUUGUAUAAAGGGUUUCUUUUUCCCCUCAGGACUCUGAAGAGAAAAUGAAAAAGGAAAAGAAUUACAGAAGGAAAAGUGAUUGCAUGAGACAAUAUGCCUGAGACCAGUCAAUAAGGGUUCCCCUGAUGUACUCUCAGUGUUCUUCCAGAUUCAGCAUUGACCAGACAUCUGUAAAAGGGGCCAAAUUUUACUCAACUUUAUCACCAAGAUAUUAUUGUUUGAAACAAAAGAGAAUCAGAAAACAAACAGUGCUCCUAAAACAUCUACCAAGAGACUGUGGUGGCUACAGUACAGUGAGUUAUAAGAGGACCAAACUUUUUCAGGAUAAUGUUGCCUUUCUAUUUGAAACAAGUCUACUGAGCUACAUUCCAUGACCAUGUCUGUAGUUAGUGGUUUCACCAAGGAGUCCUUUUGUGGGUUGUAAAUUAUUUCUACGGACAAAGGAGAGGAAAAACAAAAACAGAUUUAUACUUUACUAUCCUUGUGGGUGUGCAUUUUAAUAUUAUCUUGCUUUACUAGAAUUGUAAUUUUGGGGUUGAACUUGUGUGUUGUGUGAUUUAUUUGAUAGCUGACACUCCAAAACCAGUGAAACUGCCCAGUUUAUUUUUGUUGGAAGACAGUGCACUUACUUCAUUUUAUUUCUGCUGAUUUUACAUGCAACUUGAGGUGCCAAAUUGUAUUUUACCUAUUGUGCUACCCUGUACCACACUACGUAGUAAGAACUUGGUUCCUCAAAGGUGUAGCUCAGUUUAGCAUUGAGUUUCUAUUACUGCUCUCAUUGUAGCUGCGAUCAAUAGCUCUAUAGGUAAACACAACUUGUUUACAGACUUCUUAUUUAUAUCUUUACUCAAAGUGGCUAUCAUUUUAAAUAUCAUGACUAACCUAAGAAUUUUAAAACUGUACUGUGAUUUUCAGAACCUGUUACCUUUUGGUGCCGGAUCUGCAUUAUUCAAAUCCUUGCUACAUGUUUUAAAGUAGAAAAUAAAACUAAAAAAAAAAAAAAAAAAAAGAUGGUAUUUUUGCUUACACAGAAGAAGACAACCUGUAACAUAAAAUGAAUCAAACAUUACAAUUUUACACUUGCUGUAAAUGGGUUUAUUAAAAAAAAAAGAAGAAAAAAAGGUAUUUGUUCAAUUCCAAUAAAGCUUAAUGUGCUACUA